AUGAUAUCAGAAUACAUUAAAUACUUGGAUGUAUUUUCAUAGUCUUUUUAAUUUAACUCUGGAAGAAUGAAAGAUAGAAAAAGGACUUAUGUGGGUGCUUUCUUAACAUUAUCGAUUAUGAUAGUUAGCAUUUACUAUUUCUUUUAUUUGUUCUUGAGGUACAUGGAGAACUAAAUUGAUCCUAAGUUUAGAAUAUAAAAUUUUGUUAAGAAUGACCUAAUCUAAAUCCCUCUUAGCAAUGAUUUGAUUGCAUUUUCAUUUGUCUAAUCUCAAGACGGUAUAACAAUUGAUCAAAUAUAAGCCAAAACAAAUAAGACAUAUAUUGUCACUAUAGCUACAUAUCUUUACUCUGAUAGCAAUGGUUUUUAUAUGAAGUAAUUAAAUGUUUUUCCCUGCAACAAUACUUAACUUGAAGGAUAUAGGUGUAUAGAUAUGUCUUCUGUCCCUAGUAAUUAUAGUUUGAUACUCGAUUCUAAUAACCGUGCUCAAUCAUAAAUUAGUAUAUAAGCUUAUAGGUGCUAAGACACAGACAUGUUUAAAUAAUUCGUACCUGAUAACUGUGCAAAUGCUGAUGACAUUAAUUAAUUUAUUGAUAAUUUAGCAAAUAUGGUAAAUGUUAAAUUAAUUACAUCUUAAUACAAUAUCACUUCAAAGUCAUUUGAAAAAAACUACAAAACCUUUCGCCUUUUAAUGUCAAACAGUUAAAUGAUGUUCACAGAAUUUAAGGCUUAAAAUUAAAUUACUUCGAUUAAAGAUGGAUUUAUAAUAUAAUCUGAGAAUCAGUUCUCUUCACCUAUUUCGUAUGUUACAACCACAUAAGCUUUAGACUCAAAAACAGUACUUGAAUAAGAGGGCGCAACUUAUUUUACAGAAUUUUUUUUGGAUGUUGAAGAAACUGUAUACCUUACAUAAAUAUAAUUUCCAACUUUUCCAGAAAUUUUAGCUCUCUGCAAUAGUACUUUAUCUUUGUUAAUGUGUUUGGGAUUCUUAGGAAGGUAAAUGGCUUAAAAAUUAAUUAGACAGGAAUUGUUUCUUUUGAUCCUAUAAAAUUUCUAUCAAGGUACCUAUUAAAAAAUUCUCAAAUUGCACAAACUUACUUAACUUAGCAAUUCCCCAAUAGAAAAAAAAACUAAAAGCUUGACCCACUCUGCUGAAUUAUUAGAAAAUUCAAAUCCUAUAAUUGUUCCUAAUUUUAAUACAAAAAGAAGCAUUUAAUUAACUUAUCCAUAAGAUACAGAUAACUAAAAAGUAUAUGAAGAUGUUAUCAUAGAAAAUUAAUUUGUAAAAGAAAUAAAAAGUCCAAGAAUAAAUCCUGAUUAAACCCAAAUUUAUUAGUAAGAUUACUUUUAAGAGCCUAGAAACAUAAAUAAUUUUUAGUAAGAUUGUACAAAUACAGAUCAUAUUCAGAAAGAAUCGGUAUCAGAAAGUAAUAAAACUUAAGGUAUCUUUAAUGAAGACCAUAAGGCGAAUGAAAUUAGUAUAGCUAAAAAUUUAGAAUUUAGGCUAAAUGAAGUUAAUAUUAAUUAUUGCAACAAGCAAAUACUAAAUAUAAACUAAAAACAAGAAAGUUAAAGAGAUAAAACAAAAGAGUAAAGGAGUUUAUCAAAGCAAAUAAAUGCUAAAAAAAAUUUUGAAAAAAAGCAAAAGGAAUCUUUGUAAAUUUCACCACCACUUUCAAGCUGCAGAGAAUCUUUAAGAAAUAAUGAAUAAACCAAUUUUUUCUAAAAAAAUGAAAGAGUUUCAAUGAGAUAAAACACAAAUAAUCAAAGAUAAACAGAGGUUAUUGAAAUUAAUUCUGUCCUAAGUAAAGAUGAUAGUAUCAAAAAAACCACCCAAACCAAUUUAGAGUAAAAGCUUAAGACUCUAAACAACUAAACCUUGUUAAAGAAACUAGAGCAAAUCCUAUUUAAAUUCAAUAUAUAAUAGCAAUAAAAGUAUCUCAAAGAUAAAGGUAUAGAUUAAUAGACCUUUCUUUCUAUCGAAAAUCAAGUAAAUAGGAGUCUUGAUUUUUCUCAAAUUUAUCAGGAAAUCAUGUUAUGCAAAAAAGCUGUGAUGAUGAUUUUAAAUUAAGAAUAAUUUGCUGCUUUAAGAUUUGUUGGAUGUUCAGAUUAAUUUUCAGUAGCGAUUUCUAGUGAGUAAAAAGACUACUCGCUUAAUCACUUUGAGAAAUAAUUUGCAACUUAGUUGAUAGAUCAGAGAUAGGUUUAAUAUGUAAACUCAUUUAUAUAAAGAUGCUCUUAAAAUAAUGACUUGAGUGCUAUAGAUUAAAGAAUUUAUUAAUCAUUGAUUUGA
Messenger RNA from Tetrahymena thermophila SB210, 2292 nucleotides. RefSeq names its product transmembrane protein, putative. NCBI's taxonomy places the organism in Eukaryota, Ciliophora, Oligohymenophorea, Hymenostomatida, Tetrahymenidae. The record is from RefSeq and is a predicted model, not a curated record. The transcript has 3 exons.